AUGCUUGAUAAUCCAUUUUAAUUUGAAAGAGAUCCUAAGAAGUUUACAAAUUCUUUAGAAUAUGAUAGAAAUGCUGUUGAAGAGGAAGAUGAUUAAAAACAAUAGACAAGAUUAACAUAAUUAUAUAUUGGUAAAUCUGCAAGUAGAUAUGGAUUAUUGAGAAAAUUAGAAGAGUAGAGUAAAUUUAUUUUAUUUAGCUUAAGCUGAAAAAUUGGCAGUAGAAAGAGAUCUUGUAUUUUCUUAAGAUUUAAAAUCUAAGAGUUUUAAUGUUAAACCAGAUCCAAUUUAAUGUCAUUUGAAACAAUUUAAUCCAAGAAUGCUUGAAAAAAAUUAUUAAGACUCUUUAUAAAAAGCUUAUAAAAUAAAAAGUAUUUUAAGUGAGAAAAAAGAAACACUUUAAGAUUUUGUUGAAAAGAAAAAAGAAAUUUGUUUAACAAAUCUAAAUAUAUUAACAAAAAAAGAAGAAACAAAUAGACUUGAAGAUUUUAUUAAAAAUGAAUAGGAGUCUUUAAGAGCAAGAAAGUUAUAUUUUAAAAAUGAUUGUGAAUUGGUAAAAAGAUUUAUGAGUGAAGUUAAAUCUUAAGCAGAUUAGGCUGCAAUUUUAGCUGAUAAAGAAGUUAGAAGAAAAGAAGAAGUUAAAGUUGAAGUAGCUAGAAUAUUAGCAUAAAUAGAUAGAUUAAAAUUAUAGAAAAGUAAACUUUAAGAUGAAUAUGAUAAAUUAGAUAAAUAUAGAUAAUUUUUAGAAAAAAUUAAAGUAUAAAAUAUUUUUUAUAUUGUUUAGUAACAUUAUAAAACUAAAUUUUCAGAAAUUGAGAAAGAUAUUAUUUUACCAUAAACAACAGCUAAUUCUAAAAAAGCAUUAUUUUUAACUGGAGUUAAUGUAUUAGAAUCUGAAACUAGAUCAAAAGAAUAAAUGGAAUAAUUAUAAUUUGAAUAUAAAUAAAAUAAAAUGGCUGAUAUUGUAAUAGAAAUUUUAGAUGCUAUUGAAGAAGGUAAUUUAAGAAAUAUGUAAAAUUAAAGAGAUGCAGAAGAAGAAAUUGAAUAAAAAAAAAGAGAAGCUAAACAUUUAAAAGAGAUAUUAAUAAUACAUUAAAAAGAAAAUGAAUAAAGAUUCAAAAUAUUAGAAAAACAAUAUAUAAUGCAUUAAUAAUAUUAAUAAGAAUUAAAAAAAUAAGAAAAAGUUGAUUAGAAUAAGUUAGAAUUUGCAGAAGGUGAAAAUCUUGAUAUGGAUAAAAUUGGAAAAAGAAUAAUAGAAAUAUAUUCAGAUAUUUCUAAGAAAGAAUAAGAUCCUUUAAUAAAAAAAUUAGGAAUUGAUUCAAAAAUGCUUAAAUUUACUUUGAAUGUAAUUAAAUUUAAAUAUAUUUAUUUAUUAGUAACUUGAAAAGAUUGUUUUAGAACUUUCAGAAUAUAAAUUAUAAUUUCUUAUGAAAUCAAAAUAAGAUUAUUUAGAUGCAGAAAAGAAAAUUAAUUAAAAAAAAAAGUAAAUUUUAUAUAAUUAUAUUUAUUAGAGAACAAAGAUAAACUAAUUAAAAAGAUGAAGAAAAGAAAAAAUAAAUAAUUGAAAGAAGAAGAAAAAAAGAAGAAUAAAUGGCUAAUUUUUAUAGAGGAAGAAAAGAUAUGAGAAGAAAUUAUCCAGCAGAAAAAGUUGUAGUAGAAGAAGUUGUUGAAGAUAAUGAUGAAAAUGAUGAUGAAAAAUACUUAUAAGAAAGUUAUGAACUAGUCUAUGUACCAUAAUAAAAAGUUGAUAAUAUUUCAUAAUCAUAAUAAUUAUAAUAAUAAUAAUGA
Paramecium sonneborni is the source of this 1785-nucleotide messenger RNA. Lineage: Eukaryota; Ciliophora; Oligohymenophorea; Peniculida; Parameciidae. The record is from the annotation of a GenBank genome assembly.